Molecule: messenger RNA, 855 nt
Organism: Lodderomyces orthopsilosis Co 90-125
Lineage: Eukaryota; Fungi; Ascomycota; Pichiomycetes; Serinales; Debaryomycetaceae
Exons: 1
Coding region: 1-855 (284 amino acids)
Molecular function (GO): FMN binding; riboflavin reductase (NADPH) activity
Source: RefSeq, a predicted model, not a curated record
AUGCAUCGAAUAUGUCAAUUGACCAAGAAAACAUCCGCCUCCUCCAUUGCAUUUGAUCUCAUCAUUGCAUCUAUCAGGCAACAAGUACGAAACACCAGUACUCAUUCACCAAAUCAUCACCAUCACCUGAAGAUCUCCGAUGCGUUUCGACUAACGAUGUCACGAUUAGCAUCACCAGCAAUGGUAUUAACAUCCGCGAUACCCAUGAACAAGAGCAACACCAGCACCAGCAACACCGUUGCAUCUUCAUCACAUGACAUAGAUCCCAAACAAGACCUUCACGGAAUGACUCUAAGUUCCGUAUGUUCACUUUCUGUCUACCCAAAACCAUACCUCGAGUUCAAUUUACAUUUGCCUUCAUAUACAUCUACAGCACUACAUAAACAUCAAUACCUUGCAAUACAUCUUAUGCCACCAACGCAUCAUAGUGCAAAAAUAUGUCGUGUUUUCGCCAAGGGUGUCAAAUUGAAUAAACGGGGGACUAAAUGGACUAGUAAUCCAAAGACGAGCGCAUCACCAAAGGAGAAAGGUGACAAUAAUGAACAAGGUACUGGAAUGGAAGACGAUGAUGGUGAGAUAUUCCAUGAAAUGACAACUCCAUUCACCAACUUGGCUGAAGGUAGAGAUUACACAUUUAUCAAAAGACACCAAGAAGGUAUAGCCAUCCCCGUCUUGGCUCAUGCUGAACUGAUUUUUAUAUGUAAAACUACACAUAAUUUCACAAUUGAUGAUCAUGAAAUUUGGGUUGUUCAAGUAGUUGAUAUCUUGACUGAUUCCAAAUUGAACAAAAGUGGUGGGUUAUUAUAUUUCAAUAAGGGGUUUCAUAAAAUUGGUGAAUCAUUAUCUGAAGAGUAA